Molecule: messenger RNA, 1047 nt
Organism: Coccidioides posadasii C735 delta SOWgp
Lineage: Eukaryota; Fungi; Ascomycota; Eurotiomycetes; Onygenales; Onygenaceae
Biological process (GO): mitochondrial proton-transporting ATP synthase complex assembly
Cellular component (GO): mitochondrion
Source: RefSeq, a predicted model, not a curated record
AUGGCGCUUCGUUCCCCAGCAUUUCGAAACCUCCUCGGCUUUCAUACUUCGAUAUCGCCUGUCAAGCAUAUUCAAAGACGCUGGGCGCAGGUUCAUGAUGUCCGAUUUGUUGCGACACACCAGCCAAACAAUGUGCUGGCGAGAUACAAAGAUAAGCUCGAUCAGAAAGCGAAACAGGAAGGCCAUUCGUCUAUAUCUUCCCUAAAGGAAGCUUAUCAGGACAAAAUUCAAGCCGUGCGCGUAGCUGAUGCUCUGCAAUCGACACCUCCCCAGCCAAAUCCAACGCAACCUGUUUCACCCUCUUCCUCUCCUAGAUCCCAGACGACCCAGGCUUCCAGGGUCUCAAGUUCUCGUGGGAAAUCCGCCACACCAGGCAUUAAACCUCUGUCCGCAUACCUCGACAUCCAAAAAAUUCUCACCCUCCCACAAAAAGAAAUAGAAACCCUCUGGCGCCUAAGACACGCCCCGAACCCAAACUCAGUAUGCGCGACCAUUCCGCUGGAAACGUAUCACAGAAUCAUCAAAACCGCAAAACAGAAUCCCCAAUUUAUCUUACCUUUACCCCGAGAAAUCGAAACCCCCGCAGAAGACGCGAAUUCUAGCAAUGGCUCUUCUACCCAGACCGCCACAGCCGCGGAAAUGCACUUCCUCCAAUGGGGUUUUCACCCACCCUCGUCGACUCCAACCGCUACACCCACUUCCCCUGAUUUCCGAACUGAAAACACCCACACGUCCACCGUAAUAUUCACCCAUUUGGCGUCGUACAAGCUCCACGGAGCUUACUCACAGCCCCACACAAUAAUAACCCACCAUCUAGAUUUAGCUGAUGAAAAGGGGCUGGUCCUCAUGAACGGCACAGUGGUGCCAGAUAGAGGCGUAAGCCUAGACGAGGCGAAAUUGUUGAUUAUGUGGCUGCAGCGGUUUUAUGACUGGGGUGUUGACGGAAGUCAGGGCGGCAGGAAGGGAGAGAUGUUGAGAAUGUUCAGUCGAGGAGAUGUGGAAGGAUUUAAAGUCGAGGACUUGGUCGAAGAGGUCGAAAGAGUUUAG